GAAGAGACCUUUCCCCAGCCUGCAGUUUCCCCACUCUGCACACAAGCUUGAUAAGGACAAGGCUGAGCUGACUAGUUUGCGCAAUGUGUUUUAAACAGUGCGGCCCCAAAUAUCCACAGACUGCACUUUUGCCUCUUGGUAAGGGGUUAGGGGACUAUGCUCGCUCUCCUCUAAACAGUAUUAGGUACAUCUCAGCUCAGAACUGCCCCAGGUCUGUGCAUUAGUCGCUCUUCAACAUAGUGAUCCUGGUAGCUCUGGAAGCUCCAAGAUCAAGAGUUGAUGGAAGAUGCGGGAACCUAUAUACACUCUAUUUCUACUUUUUCCUAAGCAACUUCAGUUAUCCUGUUUGCAACAAGAUUCUGUGUAAGACAGACCUUAUGUUAAGUUUCAAAAUUCAGAAAUAGUAGCAGCUAGGCCAAAUAAACAUUUUUAUAACAUCUGGAGAUUAACAGAGUCAUAGAUUCCCCUAAAAGCUGCAAAUGCUAUCAUGUUACUGCAAGCAACAGGAACUGAUACUUGACUGCAUUUGAUAGCCCUUCGUAGGUAAACAACCUCAAAAACUGUUUCUCACUAGCUUUUUCAGUUAUGUUAAGACACUACUGUCAUUAAACAAUUUAUGUCCAACAUUUUAAGUGCAAUUUUCGAGUUGGGUGUCCAAUCAGCAUUUGACCAAUGCAGUAAGUUUGAGAUUUUUCCCCCCUUUAGUCUGAAAAUACAGAUACUUCCUUUUAUCUGGACAUUCAAUGCAAUGUUGCUCAUCUACCAGCAGUUUGUAAGACCAAAUCCAUAUUAAGUAGAUCACCAACAGACAGACUGAGAAUCAUAAUUAAACAACAAGAAGUUGUCUCCUUCAAAAGUGCAUCUGUGGGUAUUCAUGUGUUUUUACUGCUUUUAAGUAUUUGAUUUGCUUCAGUAAUUUCAAAAGAUUAGUUAGCUUAAAUGUUAUUUAAUCAGUAUUUCUUUCAUUUACUACUUAAUUUUUCAGAAAAGUUUUUGCAGCAUGUAUUAUAUUGAAAUGUCUAAAUUGUCACAUGUAUUGUCUGUCCACACAUUCACAGUUGCACAAACUACUUCCCUUUUCAUUUAAGCCUAUAUAAAAGUUAACUAAGGCAACCGCUUACUCAGAGGAAUUUCUACAUAUUUUUAGCUACCGUUGACUGCCAUUUGAAUUGGUAAAAAUAUAAAGAUGAGACAGUGCUAUGUGACAAGCAAAUAUUGCUGGCAGAUCUGCAAUACUGAGAACUCUCCUACUAGUAGCAUUUUGCCACUUAGACUUCUAACAAACAUUAUGAAGUUAUUAGGUUUGGUUUUGCUUUAAGUUAACUAGACCUUCCCCACCCAUGUGCGAUACCAUCAUUCUUACUCUACAAAACCCCUUGAAGUUUGAGCCAAAUUUAACCUGAUCGUUUCCGUAUUUCUGAGCACAGUUCCUUUUUAACAUUCAGAAGAACUCUCUCAGUUUUGCAUCUCAAUCAAACUUUCACACAUCCAACCAGAAACAUGAAUCACACCAGUGCUAUUUCAGGGAACGUGUACAGCUAUAGUGGCAGGGGAAGCAUGCCAUCCACCAGAUCACACAAACACAGAGGCAAUCACAAAGCAACGCUCCAAACAGGUUCGCCGGAAUCCGACAGGCAUGGUCCCGUCCGCCUGAGAGGACGAGAGCGGGAAGCAGCGCCUCUCGCCCGGGCAGCCCCGGGCUCCCGCGCCCGCCAUGGCCCUGCCCGAGCCCCGCGACGCCGGCCGCUACCCCAGCCCCCCGCCUCCGAAGCCCUCGGAUCUCCGCGAACUGGGCCCCGGCGAGCGGCGGAGUCGGCGGGGGCAGCCCCAUGGCCGCCUGCGUUCGGCUUCGCCUUCCCCUCCCCCGCGCCGCGGCUCCGGCAGCUCCGCACUGGGAUAACGCAGCCUCUGACUCGCUCGCUGCUCGCGUCCCCCUUCACCUCCCUCUCCUCCCUCCCCCAACGCGCACACUUGAUAGAAAGUCUCCUCUCGGCGGCGGGAGGGCGGUGAAAUCCUUCGCUCUCCUCCCUCCGCUCUCUGUAACGCGAACGAGCCGCCGCCUUCUGUUCCUCAGCCUUGGCCAAGUCGGCGUUUUGUUGACAGGCUUUG
Messenger RNA from Grus americana (Whooping crane), 2109 nucleotides. RefSeq names its product translation initiation factor IF-2-like. The transcript has 2 exons. The coding region runs from base 1501 to 2010 and encodes 169 amino acids. The record is from RefSeq and is a predicted model, not a curated record. Lineage: Eukaryota; Metazoa; Chordata; Aves; Gruiformes; Gruidae.